Bombyx mandarina (wild silkworm) is the source of this 1263-nucleotide messenger RNA. RefSeq lists its product as uncharacterized. NCBI's taxonomy places the organism in Eukaryota, Metazoa, Arthropoda, Insecta, Lepidoptera, Bombycidae. Gene Ontology annotation, molecular function: odorant binding. The record is from RefSeq and is a predicted model, not a curated record.
UCUCCCUCUCUCGCUCCGCAGUCUCCUUCUGCGAGAUGGUGGACUCGCAGAAGGAGGUCGAGCAUUGCCUUGGACGCCUCGCUGCCGAGCAUCGUAGCCACGAUGCGCGGCAGCGUGAGGUCCUCUCCAAUGACCGCGACGAGGGCGGCGCGUUGCUCGUCGAAUCCUGAGCAACGCGCCAAUGAACACACCGCGACCCUGCGAUAAACACAGCGGGCUGAUGUUACAGGCUAAGCAUAAUAUGAAACUCGUCGACAUUCGAAGAAACUCGUACGAUUAAUACAAGCGUUCUUUAUCAUAGUUAGCUUAGAUUUGACUGAUAUACGAUCUUUAUUAUACUCAGUGCUUACUGAUGCCCAUAAAUAUUAUCACUUGAAUGCCAACGCUCACCGUCAUGAAAUCAAAAUAUCAAUUGUAUGACGGCUAUGACACCCGUUACCGGAAUGCGCGAUCCGUUCGUGGCAGAAAUGCGUAGGACGUGGUUCUCACUAGGCAACCCUCACAAGUUUACAUAAGUUACAGUGGAGUGCUAAAGAUAAGGAAAAGGAGUAAAGACAAUUCGGUGAGUAGUUAAGUAGUGACUUUCAAUGAACAGUAGCUCGAAAGCUGGGGUCGCAUUCUGGUGCAUCCUGAAUGAGCCCGAAGAUAUAUCAAUAGAAUGCUUUAUGUGAAAUCCACAAAAAAUAACGAUUUUAAUACUCAGGUUAUUCAUUUAUUCAGGUUAUUGAUUUUUGGUUUAGCAAGUAUAUGCUAUUUAUAAUAACAUGUUUUUUAUUUGCAAAUGAAGGCAAUAACCGUGAGCCAGACUGGUCUUAUCGCUCUAUACCAGAUGAAAUGUCGACACACGUCCUAGAUUUCAAACGCAACAUGACGGAAUGUUUGAAGGAAGUACAGAACAACGAUAAGAGGCCGAUCAAACGAAUUUCUCCGAAGCGAGAAUCGCCGAUUCAUGGGGAGUGUCUGAUUGCUUGUGUACUCAAAAAGAACGGUGUAAUUCAAAACGGGAAAGUCGAUAAAGAUAAUCUCAUGGCAUUAGUGAGCAAAUUCCAUGCAAAAGAAACGAAAUUGAUGAAGAAAUUGGAGAAGAAUUUGGAUCGAUGCAUUAAUAUAAGUGUUAAGAAUCACGACGAAUGCUCUCUGGCAUCCCAGCUUAACGACUGUACCAAUGAUAUAAUGGCAUCCAGCAAACAAAAGAUUUUAUUCAAUUAUUAAAUAAUUAAAAAAACAACAAUUUUUAUGCUAACAAUUUUUGUAUUUAAGUAA